This is a messenger RNA of Aspergillus steynii IBT 23096, 1311 nucleotides long. Its product is annotated as MFS general substrate transporter. Gene Ontology annotation, molecular function: transmembrane transporter activity. The record is from RefSeq and is a predicted model, not a curated record. The transcript is spliced from 7 exons. Bases 1 to 1311 code for a protein of 436 amino acids. NCBI's taxonomy places the organism in Eukaryota, Fungi, Ascomycota, Eurotiomycetes, Eurotiales, Aspergillaceae. Gene Ontology annotation, biological process: transmembrane transport.
AUGGAUGCCAAACAUGCACAGAACGACGCUGAAGAGGUAUUAGAGCCCUCUGAGCUUGACUCCCCGCCUUUGCCUCCCUCCAAGAUUCCAUUCUUUCGCUCCACGCUGUUCCAAGCCCUGGUUAUUGCAGGAGUGUUCUUCUGUGGCCCUGGGAUGUACGGGGCGCUGAAUGCUCUGGGCGCGGGAGGAUUGAAGAGUCCUCUGCUGGUCAACAUCACAUCUGGAUUGUCUUAUGGCCUCAAUGUGAUCUUUGCACUUCUAACCGGUGUCUUCGUGAACGUCUUGGGAGAGCGCAUUGUGUUGAGUCUCGGAGUGAUAGGAUUCAGUAUCAAUGGUGCCUCGCUAUAUUGCAACAACAUGUUCGGCAAUACCUGGCUUAUGUAUUUUUCCUCGGCUUUGCAGGGAUUUACCACGGCCCUUCUUUGGGUUGUCCAAGCUGCGAUUAUGCUGGCGUAUCCGGAGCCGGACUUUAAAGGAAGAUUUAUCGCAAUCUGGUACACGUCCAUCGCACUAGGCCAGUCUGUCGGAGGCGCUCUCGCUCUUGGAUUUAACGUCUCGAAUAAAGAGGCAGGCGCUGUUACUCCAGUCACAUAUAUCCCUCUCAUCGCGAUUGCGGCUUGCGGUCCUUUCAUCGCUCUCUUGAUAUCUCGACCCCACCAAGUUAUCCGUCGAGAUGGCGUGGAGGUUCUGUCUAGAAAACAGCCAAAUGCAUGGCAAGAGGCGAAGAGAAUGCUCCUCCUUCUCCCUCUGUUCAUCUACUCGCAAUGGUUUCUUUCCUACAACAGCACAUUCACGGCGGUUUAUCAUUCCGUCCGUGGUAGAGCCCUUACCUCCUUUACGAGUGCAUUCGCAGGGGUUGCAGGAACCUUUGCGGCGGGAGUCUUCCUAGACAAGAAGAAUCUGUCUCGAUCGACCAAGUUUCGCUGGUCGUACUUUGCCAUUUAUAUUUUGUACACCCUGACUUGGGUGUGGGACACAGUUGUGCAAUGGUAUUACUCAAAGACUAAUCCAGUGGGACUAGAUUGGGCGCAGUCCGAGUUCUAUGCAAGCUUUCUUUUGAUUCUUGUGAAAGGAUUUGUUGACCAUGCUUUCCAAACAUGGAUGUAUGCACUUAUCGGGACCCUGACGGAAGAUGUCGAUGAGCUGGCGCGGUAUACGGGGUUCAUGAAGGCCGUGAAUACUGGCGGUGCAGCAUUGGGAUAUGCUGUCCAGACGAAAUGGAGCAUGAUGGGGUCGGAGGCAUUGCUGCUUGGACUGUGGGUGGUUCAAAUCAUUCCUACUUGGUUGAUGGUGAGAAGAGUGAAGGAUUAA